This is a messenger RNA of Rotaria socialis, 420 nucleotides long. The record is from the annotation of a GenBank genome assembly. Lineage: Eukaryota; Metazoa; Rotifera; Eurotatoria; Philodinida; Philodinidae.
AUGAUGAUGAUGAUGAUAAAUCCAGUUCUAAUUACCAAUGAUCGAUACUCAUCGAAUAAAAUUGCUUGGAAUAAAGAACAAGUCAUUGCAGCAGUCAUGAUAGCUGAACAAUGGAAUCAUGGGCAGCGAUGCCGACUAAUCGAACGAUUAUUACCAUCAUGUACUCCUGCUCAACUCGAUAUGUUAGGGACAGUUUUACAACCUUCAUUACAUCGUGAUUAUUUCUAUGCUGUCAAAUCUCGUUAUCCGAAUUACCAUUUCAAACGAAUAAGUACGCCUGAAAGUCGAUCAAUUAAAGAAUAUCAUCAACGAUGUUUCGAUAGAGAAGAAAGUUUCUAUCUCAGCACCAUCAAUGAUCUUCAAGAGUUUCGUGAUGAUGAUGGCAUUCGAAGAAAAUCGCAAUCAUCAUUCGGACAGUAA